AUGGAAUCUCUGUCUUGGUUAUUGGAGAAAGCUAAAGAGAUCGAUGAAUUCAAGGGUAUUAAUUUCUCGGAUAAUGAAGUGGAUAUUUCUCAUCUUUUCUAUGCGGAUGACGCCCUUAUUUUAGGAGAAUGGUCGCGCGAGAAUAUUCAGAACAUGGAGGUCGAUAAUAUGAUGGAAAUAUUGGGAUGUAAAAAGGGAGGGAUUCCUUUCGUCUACUUAGGAAUUCAAGUUGGGGCCAAGAUUACUCGUAUUAGUAAUUGGAACCCGGUUAUUGAAGUUAUAAAGGCUCGUCUUGCGUCUUGGAAAGCGAAAACUUUAUCGAUUGGAGGCGCGAAAACUUUAUCGAUUGGAGUCCGGUUAAUUCUCAUUAAGUCGGUUCUUGAAAGUUUACCAAUUUAUUACCUUUCGCUUUACAAAGCUCCUAAGGCGGUGAUUGAUACUAUUGAGGCUAUUAUGAGUGAAGAAAAAAAGAUUCCAUGGGUUGCUUGGGAUAUAAUAACUACUCCGAAAAAGAAAGGUGGUUUGGGUGUGGCAAAGUUACAAGAGGUAAAUGAUGCGCUUCUUCUGAAAUGGACAUGGAGAUUUAAAAAAGAAGGUAGUAGCUUGUGGAAGAAAAUUAUUUUGGGAUGUCAUGGGUCGAGUAGGCCUUGGGCUAUGUUACAAUGUAACGCCUCGGCUAGUGGUUGUUGGAAACAAAUCGUGAAAGUGGGGGAGAAAAAACUCCCAAAUGGUUCGGCUCUUAAUACUUAUUUUGUUGGUUUGCUUGGCGAUGGUUCUACUAUUAACUUUUGGGGAGACAUUUGGUUACGAGAAGAACCUCUUCGACUUACAUAUCCAAACUUGUUUUGGCUGGAAAAAAAGAAAUGGGUCAAAGUUUCGGCUCGGAUUCAAUGUGUGAACAAUGUUAAGAGCCUGGAGUGGGAUUGGAGGAUGCCUCCUUCUUCGUAUGCGGAAUUGACAGAGUUGUUUCAACUUCUAGGCGAUAUCCAAGAGUUGAAUUGGAGAGGAGGUCUAGAUGAUUGGAAAUGGAAGGCAGAAAACGAUGGUAUUGUCACAGUGUCCGCUGCAAAGAAAUUGAUCUCCGCUAAUUCUAUGGCUUCUAAUAGUCCAAAGGUAAAAUGGAAAGGUUAG
Helianthus annuus (common sunflower) is the source of this 1131-nucleotide messenger RNA. RefSeq lists its product as uncharacterized. Lineage: Eukaryota; Viridiplantae; Streptophyta; Magnoliopsida; Asterales; Asteraceae. The record is from RefSeq and is a predicted model, not a curated record. The transcript is spliced from 3 exons. Bases 1 to 1131 code for a protein of 376 amino acids.